AUGCUCUUCCAGAAGAGAACAACGGAGCCGAGAAGUGAUGCUGCUAUCUCUGGAGAAAGGAAUGUUAAAGAUACGGAAUCGGUGAAGACGCCCAGUGGAGGAGACCAAAGUGACGGCGGUGAUUCCUUGGAGGUUUUGCAGGUGAGCGACAGUGAAGCCGAAACGGAAGCGGAGAAAGCGGAUGUGGCUCAGACAGAGGAUACGAUGGAUACGCAGGGCACCAGCGCCAAAGAGGCUGACUCGGAAGAGGAUUUGGAGAUGUUUCCCAAUUCCCAGAGUAAGCCGUUGCUGUGGAGUGUUCCUGCCGUCCCUCGGAAACUAUGA
Cladocopium goreaui is the source of this 324-nucleotide messenger RNA. The record is from the annotation of a GenBank genome assembly. Lineage: Eukaryota; Dinophyceae; Suessiales; Symbiodiniaceae.